AAAGGAACAAGGGGUUCCGAUACGAACACUCGCACAUAAGAAAACUCCAGACGGGGGCUGUCUAGGGUUCUUCGAAUCAGCGAGGAAUAAAACGAAGAGCAAUAAACCUCAAAUUAGCAAUCUUUACUUCCUUUUCGGAAAAUUAUCUUAAAGAGUAGAAAAGCAGCCGUUCGUGUUGUUCGUCGAUUUUCUUUUGUCUCUGUUAUUAACAAUGGGAAGAGGGAAAUUCAAGGCUAAGCCCACCGGUCAACGCCACUUCUCUACUCCAGAGGAGCUGCUUGCUGGUACCUCUUCUCGUCCUCGCACAUUUAAGCGGCAAGAAGCUGAAUACAAAGAAGAAGAAGAAGAAGAAUCUGAGGAGGAAUCUGGACAGGAGUCUGGAGAAGAAUCUGAUGAUGAAACUGAUCAAAAGCGCAAGGGAACUCAAGGUGUUAUUGAGAUCAACAAUCCUAAUCUGGUGAAGCCAAAGAACUUGAAAGCUAGAGAUGUUGAUACUGGGAAAACGACUGAACUUUCAAGGCGUGAAAGGGAGGAAUUAGAAAAGCAGAGAGCCCAUGAACGAUAUAUGAGGCUGCAGGAGCAAGGGAAAACAGAACAAGCGAGGAAAGAUUUGGAGCGCCUAGCCCUUAUACGGCAACAGAGGGAAGAAGCUGCUAGGAAACGAGAAGAAGAGAAGGCUGCCAAGGAGCAGAAGAAGGCCGAAGCUCGAAAAUGACUUUCUUACAAAGCAUAUACAACAAGUGUUUCCUUUAGUGGAAGAAAUAUGUGCUUUCUACAGUUUAGGCAAAUAGAUGGUUUAUAUUUAAAGAUUUUUCCUUAAAAAAGUAUUGUUCAUUAUACGACAUAUAUAAAUUAUUUUUUUCCAUUUGGUUUGAAGUGAAUAGAUUUCAUUAUGCUCUGAAAAUUGUACUGGCUGUUAUGGAAUUAUUGUUUGUUUAGUAGUAUCAAGGAUUCAUUGUCAAA
Messenger RNA from Theobroma cacao (cacao), 963 nucleotides. RefSeq names its product 28 kDa heat/acid-stable phosphoprotein-like protein. The record is from RefSeq and is a predicted model, not a curated record. NCBI's taxonomy places the organism in Eukaryota, Viridiplantae, Streptophyta, Magnoliopsida, Malvales, Malvaceae.